CAUUUUAAAAUGGCCGCGAUGGCCGCCGCGAGCUGUGUCAUCAGCUGUAGAUCCUGAAGCAUUCUGCUGUUGGAUAUAGCAUUGGUCUUUACUAGAAUCUUGCGGCUCAUGACGGCGAAUGGAGGAUGAGAACAGGAAAUUGGAAGGUUCGGCUAAAGAUCUUGACGCGGCAUCUUUGAAAGAUGAUAAGAUCGCCGAAUUGAACGGUCAAAUAACCGAGUUAAAACGCGAGCUAGAGGCAGCUAGUAAGAAACUUCGGAAGGCUGAAUUUGAACGUGAUAGCGCACAAAGGAGUGUGGAAAAUCUCAAAACUGAAGUGAGAGAUUUAGGAAAAAAGCUGCAAGAAGAGAGAAAGAAGACUUUAGAGGGAAGAAAUAAAAGCAAUGAUCCUCUACAGGCUGAAAGCACGACACAAGAGGCUUCAAUUGGCAGUAACAAGAAGAAAAGCUGGCUAUCAGGUGGUCAUGGAAGCAAGGACCUCAAAGAGUCAUUAGAACAAGCAGCUGCUGAUGCCAUGUCUCUUGGUGGAUUUGUUUAUGAUGAAAGGACAGGAUUAUACUAUGACUGGAACACAGGUUACUACUAUGACCCAAAUAGCCGUUUAUACUAUGAAAACACUACAGGAACAUACUACUAUUAUGAUGAACAAAGUGCUACUUACAAGUUUCACUCCAAAGUUGAUUUGUCCUGUAAUCUUGAAGAAGCAGCAUCAACAGAAAUAAAAAAUGACAAGGAUGAAAGGGAGAGUGGUGAAGAAACCAGCGAUGACGAGGAAAAAAAUGACAAGGAUUCAGAGAUUACAGAGGUGCAGUUUCCUUGCAUCAGAGCCAUUGUAAUCAAGUCUUUGAAAAUGAAAGUCGGAAGUCUCUUUAUUGUAACUUGUACUGGAGGAACAAUUGGCAGAGAAAAAGAUAUGUCACAUGUUAUACGACUCCCUGAUUUUGAAGUCAGUAAGCUGCAGUGUAACAUUGAGUUUGACAAAGAAAGGAGACAGUACUUCAUCUGUGAUGUUGGAAGCAGAAAUGGAACAUUCCUUAAUGGAUCAAGACUUUCAGAGAGCAAACAAAAGAGCCAGCUGCAGGUCAUUACUCACGGUGACGAGCUGACCCUGGGAACCACCACAUUUCAUUUGCAUAUCCACCCAGGAACACAAACAUGUGACUCCUGUGAGCCUGGCCAGGUACAGGCCCUGGCACAUCAAGGCACCUCAACUGCUGUGGAUGACGAUGUUACCAUUACAAAAGUUGUUCCCGGAGAUAGAUCGUUAAAUUCACUUUCAGUUCAAGAACAGAGGAAAUCAGAACUGAAGAGAAUCAAGAGAGCUUACGCGUUAGAGGAUUCAACUUACUGUGAACAACCUACCGAUGGAACUCUUGCAGGAAAAUACAAAAAUCGUGCAGAAGUCAGACGCACCAAAGUGGGAAGUGACGUUCCUGUUGCGACUGCUGACGAUCUCCCAGCAUCCGUUCACCGACCUAUCAAAGAAGAAAAUGUUGGACGUAAAAUGUUGGAAAAGAUGGGCUGGAAAGAAGGAGAGGGCCUAGGACGAGAGGGAGCAGGUCGCCUUGAACCCGUAACAGUCGAAGUCCGUGACAGUCUCCGAGGUCUUGGUUCGGGUGUUAAAAGGAGCAUUGAUGACGUCGAUAGCAAAAGUUACAUCCGGGCUAAAACAAGAGAGAGGUUCGAACAGCCAAAAUCGGCAACUUCUGGUACAGUGAAAUUCGUGGCUGCCCACACCACUCGACCAGAAAAGGAAUCAUCGUCAAACUUCAACGAAAUUAAUGACAUUUCUGUAGAGAAACCUAGAAGUAGUCAAGAGUUACCGCUGACGCUGAAGACGGAAGAAUUGGAUAUUUUUGCAGAGUGAAAGGUGGAUGUUAAGACGUUAUAGCCAUGUUUUUACAGUAGUGAAAGUGUUCGCGGGCGCCCACAAACGCAUGACAAGAGAGUUGCGAUUGGGAAUGUCAGAGGAAGGAAUGUAGACUCAUCUAUUUCAUUUAAUCACGUCUUGCCUAUAAGAGAAGCAGAUGAUAUUAACGAUGAAUUGAAUCCCGUCCAUCUUUUUUCGAAUGAUCACGAAUGAUCAUCUGAACAUUAUAGUACCCGAUAUCGGAAGACCAUAAGGUGCUCAAUAGAAUUGCCUGGUUCAAAGCCAAUUUCUCUUAGACAGCGCUACGGCAAUUCACUAAGUAGCCUUUUGUAUAUUCGCAGGUGUCUUUGAAGGCUAUGUAGCAAACCGAAGUGACCUUAUCCUUUAAACUUAAAAGAUAUAAUUGAUUCUCCGUAUAAGUUUCCACACGUUGCUUUAAACUAUUUUUAAAAAAUUGGGUUUUACAUUAAGAUGGCUCUUGCUAGCACUAGUUUAAAAUACUUGUUCUUCGAACCGCAGAGACCAGCUCUGAUGAAAAUAUUAUAAGCCUCGGAAGACAAUUCAACCACAGUUGUCAUUGAAAGAUUAAGAGGAGAUGUUGGAGAUAAUAAUUUUUUUUCCGUGAUCCACUUGCCAGGCGAUUCGGCACAUAGUGCGGGAUUGACGUUUAGCUUUGAUUGGCUAACCACUGCAGUCUUUAAUCCUCACGUCGUCUAUACCAAUGUCUCCUUUAAAACCUGAACCACGAAUCCCCUCGAAAUAAAUCUAAAAGUAAAAAAAAAUGCGUUCUUAAAGAAAUUGCCUUUUUUUUUCUUCCUUACCAACACAGUGUACAAUUACGUUACCUCAUGCAUUUUUUCGGCCAGGAAUUGCUCUCAAUCAGUAGGGUUUAAGAUGGUGUUUAAAUUUGCGCGCAACUCCAGACUUAUUGAGACUUUUUAUUUCCUAACUAAACGGGAGGCAUACUCGUUUAUUAACGAUAAAGGUUGGUGCUAGAAUGGAAUUCAAAUCGUAUAUCAAUCGGUCACGCAUUUCACAAUAAUAGGUAGCAAAUUAACGAUUAUUUGCCGGGCGUAAGUAACGAAUCUCGUGAAUUUCAAGUAACUAUAGUAUGCCUUCUUCUCCUUAAAAGCAACUAAGAAAUCGCCUCGCAGCGAAUCAAAGAAUAACUUAUUUAAGUGUCACUCUAUCUCCAAUGUCUCAUUUUUUCUCAUGUCUCAAAAGUUCUCGAGGUGCCUACUAACAAGGAAAAUUUGGGGAGCUUUUGAAUAGAGUUAUAUUAGAUUAAAAUAGUGUCUUCCGCUUUGGUUUUA
Pocillopora damicornis (cauliflower coral) is the source of this 3183-nucleotide messenger RNA. Its product is annotated as angiogenic factor with G patch and FHA domains 1. Gene Ontology annotation, molecular function: protein binding; nucleic acid binding. NCBI's taxonomy places the organism in Eukaryota, Metazoa, Cnidaria, Anthozoa, Scleractinia, Pocilloporidae. The record is from RefSeq and is a predicted model, not a curated record.